AAAUAAAUAGUUCUUGAUAUAUAUAUAACCCUCUUCUCUUCCUCCCAUUUCAACAACCAAAAAAAAAAUUAAAAAAUUGUGAAACUAACCCUUUUUUGUGUAUGUGAAUAUGGGGAGAAAGUGUUCACAUUGUGGCUAUAUUGGUCAUAAUUCAAGAACUUGUAGCACUUUGAAAUGUGCUAUUAGUGGUAAUAAUAUUAUUGGUGGAUUAAGGCUUUUUGGAGUGCAACUUGAUAUUUCUAAUUCUUGUUUUUCUAGUCAUAAUAAUAAUAAUUUGAAGAAAAGUUUUAGUUUGGAUUGUUUGUCUUUAACAAAUAGCCACUUAUUCUCAUCUUCUUCUCCAUCUCUUAAUGAAAGUUGGGAAAAAAGUAGUACUACUUCUAUUGAUAAUAAUGGUUAUCUCUCUGAUGGUACUCUUGUAGGUUGUGUUGGUGAAAAGAAGAAAGGUGUUCCAUGGACAGAAGAGGAACAUAGAAGAUUCUUAAAUGGACUUGAAAAGUUAGGUAAAGGAGAUUGGAGAGGAAUUUCAAGAAAUUUUGUGACAACAAGGACUCCAACUCAAGUUGCAAGUCAUGCUCAAAAAUAUUUUCUAAGACAAUCAAGUCUCAACAAAAAGAAAGACGUUCAAGUCUUUUUGAUAUGGCAAGGAGCAACAACAAAUAUGUAG
Messenger RNA from Solanum stenotomum, 667 nucleotides. Its product is annotated as transcription factor MYBS3. Gene Ontology annotation, molecular function: DNA binding. Lineage: Eukaryota; Viridiplantae; Streptophyta; Magnoliopsida; Solanales; Solanaceae. The record is from RefSeq and is a predicted model, not a curated record. Gene Ontology annotation, biological process: response to ethylene; response to auxin; response to gibberellin.